UUCAUCACUUGACACGCACUUCGAAGGCUCGGCGCACCUCCUUACAGCAUUACUAAUGAAGGAUUAAGGCAAGCGCACAAGAACUGGUACUAUCCGAGUUGGAUAAAUUCGACUCCCUUCCCCUUCCUUGAAUGCAAAACACACAAGUUGCGGCGUGCCGUCGACUAGUUGAGAUAGUCUUCACUCGCACGCUCUGGAAGAAACGUCGCGACAAGGCUGACAGGGCAAUAAUCAACAUAAACUGGCUCACGAGUUUCCAUGCCUUGGACCUUUUAGUUUCCCAAGCAAAUGUACACCGUUAGUUUCCCAAGAAGACUGUACCAUUCAGAAGAUUCCAUUUGUAUCGAAGCAAAAAAUGAAUUGGGAUCGGACACAAACACACCGGAUAGGCUUUCCAUACAAAUCCUGGUGGUCCAUAUAAACUCAAUGGAGUUUCACAGAGGGAUACACACCCGGAAGAGGGUAUGAUGUCAUGUGAAUAACCCCAUUCUUAUGUAUAUGACCCACCGUGUCUGGUUGGAAAAACUGAAGAGGAGUUAUCCUUCUGGAGGUGAAACGGCAACGGAAGAAAAAAGAAAGAGAGAUAGUGAUACCUGAUCGACGGUCAACUCCCUCACGUUUAUAUGAGUCCGAAGGAUGGCUCUGGAGAGCGGACAUAGGGAGCUGCUGUUGAACACGCUGAAGGAGCUGGGGGAGAAAGACUUCGAGGAAUUCAGGUUCUAUACGGACCUGCCUCUAAGCGUACGGGAAAAGGACCGCCGGGCGUACAUUGCUGACGAGCUGAUAAAGAAGCAUGGCGAGAACACUCUUGACCAGACCAUCAUGCUUCUGGAGGAGAUCGGGAACAACAAUUUGGCCCAUAACCUGCGCAGUGAAAGACUGAAGAUAAAAGGCGCCGACUUCUCCGUCCACGAUGACGAUCAGAUUGCCAGAUUGAAGAGGGAGCUCCAAGACAACCUGCGGCCUUUAUACAGGUUUGCUUCUGAGGGCAACAUCGAGCGCAGGCAGCAGCAGCCCCUGGAGGACGUCUACACGCAGCUAGACGUCACCUACGGGGCAGACGUCAGCCCAGAGGGGCGGCACGAGGUCCUCCAGAUGGAGACGUGUGACGCCGCGGGCAAGCGAUCUAUCCUGCCGUGCGACAUCUUCAAAAGCCCCGACGGGAACCGGCGACCGAUACGCACGAUGCUCACCGUCGGCUUCGCGGGAAUAGGAAAAACCUUCCUGAUUCAAAAGUUUGUGUCAGACUGGGCCAGCGGUAAUACUAACCAGGACGUGGACUUCAUAUUUCCUUUCACUUUCCGCGAGUUAAACAUGGAGAAAGGGGAGAGCUUUACGUUGGCCGAACUGAUCCAAACUUUUGCCUACGGAGACAGUCACAUGCGCGAGAGACUGAACGAGAUAUUUAUCUAUCUGCAAACUUCUGGGAAGCAGGACUUUGAAAGCAGCGGGAUUAAGAUCUUGUUUAUCCUCGACGGACUGGACGAGUGCAACUUCAAAAUCGACUUGAAGAAAGUGAGGAAAGUGGACAUGGAUGUGAGGGAAACCUACCCGCUGGAGGUACUGCUGGCGUAUCUCAUCAAAGGGAAUCUGCUUCCUUGUGCCCGGGUUUGGAUUACCACGCGACCCGCGUCGGCCCCCGAUAUCCACUCCGACUUUAUCGACAGCCGAACAGAGGUGAGAGGAUUCACCGAUUCUCAGAGGUUGGAGUACUUCAGGAAAAGGUUCCCAAAUAAGGAGCACGUCAUUGAGCACAUUCGGAAAUCUCGCACCAUCUACAUCAUGUGCCACAUUCCCAUUUUCUGCUGGCUCACCGCAAUAGUUCUUCAGGAUCAUUUGGACAAAAGGAAGGAGGGAGAGCUUCCCACAACGCUGACUGACAUGUACUCAGCGCUAAUAGGUCAUCACCUAGAAAACUCCGAGGAGAGAAAUACAGCGGAGUACAUCCCUGACAUGAAAGCGCUCGCCAAGCUGGCAUUUGACCACACCAUGAAUAACUGUCAGAUCUUCUACGAGAAGGACCUGGCGGACAGCGGUUUUGAUUACGGCCAAGCUGCAAAACACUCUGGAAUAUUCACUGAGGUCUUUAAGGAGGUCCCUCCGCUCAGGAGAAAGAAACAGAAGAUGUUUCAGUUCAUUCAUCUGACCAUCCAAGAGUAUCUGGCUGCAUUGUACGUGAUGAUGAGCCUCUUCCAGGACAAAAAGAACAUAUUGGAUGAUUCAGUAUGGAAAAAAAUAUUCAUGCCUUUUAAGCAGAAGACAAUCACUGAGGUCCACAAAUCAGCUCUGCAAAAAGCCUCAGAAAGUGAAGGAAACCUGGACAUGUUCCUCCGCUUCCUCCUAGGCCUUUCCUUGCCAUGCAACCAGGAACUAGUGGGGGAACUGCUGCAGGCUCCUCAGGACUGCGGGCAAAGCAAGUCAAACACAGUCGAGUUGAUCAAGGAAAGGAUCAAACAGAACACUCCAGAAAAGAAUGUCAACUUGUUCUACUGCCUAAACGAGCUGAAGGACGACUCCUUGCUGAAGCAGAUCCAGCAGGAAUUAGCUUCAAGACGUCUGUCCUGGGAUCAAAUGUCAAAUGAAAUGUGGUCAGCCCUGGCCUUCUUCUUACUUACGGACGACAAAACCAUGAAGUCCUUUCAUCUUGCCAACUACUCCGGAUCGCCUUUGGGGCUCGAAAAGCUGCUGUUGGUGGUCAAGGCUUCUCAAACAUCAGAUCUAAGACACUGUCGCCUGGACAAAGGCAGCUGUCACCUGCUGGCUUCCGUUCUCAGUUCUCCAUCCAACCUGAGGCAUCUGGACCUGAGCUCGAACCAUCUGUCAGACGAGGGAGUCGAGAUCCUCUCAAAAGGACUGGUCAGCCCACACUGCAACCUAGAAGUCCUCAAGCUGAAAAACUGCAAGAUCACCAGUAAAGGAUGUGUUUCAUUGGCUGAGGCACUGAAGGUAACCCCCUCCCAUCUUCUAGAGCUAGACCUGAGGUGGAACAAUCUGUCGGAUGAAGGGGUUGAGAUCCUCUCGAAAGGACUGGCCAGCCCAAACUGCAUCUUAAAAGUCCUCAAUCUUUACAAGUGCGGGAUCACCAGUGAAGGAUGUGUUUCAUUGGCUGAGGCACUGAAGGUAACCCCCUCCCAUCUUCAAGAGCUGGACCUGAGCUACAAUGUUUUGUGGAAUGAGGGGGUUGAGAUGCUCUCGAAAGGACUGGCUAGCCCACACUGCAUCUUAAAAGUCCUCAAGCUGGUGGAUUGCAAUAUCACACAGCAAGGAUGCAUUUCAUUGGCUGAGGCACUGAAGGUAACCUCUUCCCAUCUUCAAGAGCUGGAACUGAGCUUCAACGGAUUAUCAGAAGAGGGGGUCGAGAUCCUCUCGAAAGGACUGGCCAGCCCACACUGUAUCUUAAAAGUCCUCAAGCUGUUAAAGUGCAAGAUAACAGGUGAGGGAUGUGUGUCAUUGGCUGAGGCUCUCAAGUUAAACCAUUCACAUCUUGAAGAGCUGGACCUCAAGGGCAAUCAAAUAGGAAAAAGAGGAGCGAGGGUCUUAUUGGAGAUCAAGGAGGAUCCCAGCUAUAGCCUGAAGACUGUCUGGAUGACUCUGGACAGCGAGCGGAAGGAGUGGAAGGAGCUGCUGUUGCAAACGCUGAUGGAGCUGAGGGAGGACGACUUCGAGGAAUUCAAGUUCUUUUCGGACCUGCCUCAAAGGGUACGUGAACAUGCCGACCGGGUGGUCAUUGCUGACGAGCUGAUGAAGAAGCACGGCAAGAACGCUCUCAAGCAGACCGUCAAAAUUCUGGAGAAGAUGGGUAACCUCAACUUGGCUGAGAUGCUGCUCAACGACAUGCUGGAAAUAACAGGUGCCGUCUUCUCCGUCCAUGAUGAUGAUCAGAUUACCAGAUUGAAGGCAGACCUGCAGGACAACCUGCGGAGUUUAUACAGCUUUGUUCCCGAGGGCAAUACCGAGCCCUGGAAGCAGCAGCAGCCUCUGGCGGAGGUCUACACCGAGGUGGACAUCACCUACGGGGCCGACGUCACGCCCAACGAUUGGCACGAGGUCCUUCAGAUGGAAACGCGUGCCGCCGCCGCCGCCAAGGAGUCUAUCCUGUCCUGCGACAUCUUCAAAAGCCCUGACGGGAAGCCGCGACCGAUACGCACGCUCCUCACCGUCGGCUUCGCGGGCAUCGGAAAAACCUUCCUAGUUCAAAAAUUUGUGUGUGACUGGGCCAGCGGGAAUGCCAACCAGGACGUGCACUUCAUAUUUCCCUUCACAUUCCGUGAGUUGAACACGGACAAAGGGAAAAGUUUUACGCUGGCCGAGCUGAUCCGACGCUACGUUUACGAGAGUAGGCACAUGAGCGAGGAGACACUGAACAAUAUAUUUGCCGAACUGCAGAUGUCCGGGAAGCAGGACUACGAAAGCAGCGGGAUCAAGAUCUUGUUUGUCUUGGACGGACUGGACGAGUGCAACUUUAAAAUGGACUUGAAAAAUCAGAUGAAAGUAGACAUAGAUGUGAAAAAACCCUACCCGCUGGAGGUGCUCCUGGGGCACCUCAUCAAGAGGAACCUGCUUCCUUGCUCCCGGGUUUGGAUCACCACGCGGCCCGCGACGGCCCGCGAUAUCCGCGCCGACCUCAUCGACAGCAGAACAGUGGUGAGAGGAUUCAGCGAUUCCCGGAGGCUGGAGUAUUUCAGUAAAAGGUUCCCAUAUGAGGAGCGCGUCAUUGAGCACAUUCAGAAAUCACGCACUAUCUUCAUCAUGUGCCACAUUCCAAUCUUCUGCUGGCUCACCGCCACAGUCCUUCAGGAUCAUUUGGACAAAGGGAAGGGAGAGCUUCCCACAACGCUGACUGAUUUGUACUCAGCAUUUUUAGGUUACCUACUGGAAAACUCCAAGGAGAGAAAUACAACGGAGCAUAUCCCUUACGUGAAAGCGCUCGCCAAACUGGCCUUUGACCACACCAUGAAUAACUGUCAGGUCUUCUACGAGAAGGACCUGGCGGACAGCGGUUUUGAUUACGGCCAAGCUGCAAAACACUCUGGAAUAUUCACUGAGGUCUUUCAGGAGGUCCCUCCGCUCAGUAGAAGCAAACAGAAGACGUUUCAGUUCAUUCAUCUGACCAUCCAAGAGUAUCUGGCUGCACUGUACGUGAUGAUGAGCCUCUUCCACAACAACAAGAACGUACUGAAUGAUUCAGGAUUGUCACUGGGAAAUAGUUAUUUGACACAGACAACAAUCACCGACGUCCACAAGUCAGCUCUCAAGAAAGCUUCGGAGAGUAAAGGACACCUGGACCUGUUCCUCCGCUUCCUCAUCGGCCUUUCCUUGCCGUGCAACCAGGAACUAUUGGGGGAACUGCUGAAAGCUCCUCAGGGCCGCGGGCAAACCAAGUCAAAGACUGUCAAGUUGAUCAAGGAGCGGAUAAAACAAAACACUCCAGAGAAGAACAUCAACUUGUUCUACUGCUUAAAGGAGCUGAAGGACGACUCUCUGCUGAAGCAGUUUCAUAAGAAAAAUCGUUUGGACGAUAUUAACUGGAACGACAUGCCAAAUGACAUGUGGUCAGCCUUGGCCUUCUUUUUACUGACAGACAACAAAACCAUAAAGUCCUUUAAGCUGUCUCUCUACGCCCCAUCGCCUAUGGGGCUCCAGAAGCUGUUGGUGGUGGUCAAGGCUUCUCAAGAAUCAAUCCUAGGCGACUGUCACCUGGACAAAGGCAGCUGUCACCUGCUUGCUUCCGUUCUCAGCUCUCCAUCGAACCUGAGGCAUCUGGACCUGUCCAGGAACGAUCUGUCAGACGAAGGGGUGGAGAUCCUCUCGAAAGGACUGGCCAGCCCAAACUGCAUCUUAGAGUUCCUUGACCUAUUCCAAUGUGGCCUGGCCAAAGGCAGCUGUCACCUGCUGGCUUCCGUUCUCAGCUCUCCAUCCAACCUGAAGCAUCUGAACCUGAGCUGGAACCAUCUGUCGUACGAAGGUGUGGACAUCCUCUCGAAAGGACUGGCCAGCCCAAACUGCAUCUUAGAGUCCCUCUAUCUAAGAGAGUGUGGCCUGGACAAAGGCAGCUGUCACCUGCUGGCUUCCGUUCUCAGCUCUCCAUCCAACCUCCGGCAUCUGGACCUAAGCAGCAACAAACUGUCGGACGAAGGGGUGGAGAUCCUCUCGAAAGGACUGGCCAGCCCAAACUGCAUCUUAGAAUCCCUCGAUCUAAGUUAUUGUGACCUGGAGAAAGGCAGCUGUCACCCGCUGGCUUCCCUUCUCAGUUCUCCGUCCCACCUGAAGCAUCUGGAACUGUCCAGCAACAUUCUGUUGGAUGAAGGUGUGGAGAUCCUCUCGAAAGGACUGGUCAGCCCAAACUGCAUCUUAUAUUUCCUUAAGCUGUCAGGGUGCAGCAUCACUCAGCGAGGUUGCAUUUCAUUGGCUGAGGCACUGAAGGUAACCCCCUCCCAUCUUCAAGAGCUGGACCUGAGCAGGAACGAUCUGUCGGGUGAAGGGGUCGAGAUCCUCUCAAAAGGACUGGCCAGCCCACACUGCAUCUUAAAAGUCCUCAAUCUGGAACACUGCGGGAUCACCAGUAAAGGAUGUGUUUCAUUGGCUGAGGCACUGAAGGUAACCCCCUCCCAUCUUCAAGGGCUGGACUUGAGCUUCAACAGAUUAUUGGACGAGGGGGUUGAGAUCCUCUCAAAAGGACUGGCCAGCCCAAACUGGAUCUUAAAAGUCCUCAAUCUGGAACACUGCUGGAUCACCAGUAAAGGAUGUGUUUCAUUGGCUGAGGCACUCAAGGUAACCCCCUCCCAUCUUCAAGAGCUGGACCUGGACAGCAACAAUCUGUCGGACGAGGGGGUUGAGAUCCUCUCGAAAGGACUGGCCAGCCCAAACUGCAUCUUAAAAGUCCUCAAGCUGUCAUGGUGCAGCAUCACGAAGAAAGGAUAUGUUUCAUUGGCUGAGGCACUGAAGGUAAACCCCUCCCAUCUUCAAGAGCUGGACCUGAGCAGGAACGAUCUGUCGGAUGAAGGGGUCGAGAUCCUCUCGAAAGGACUGGCCAGCCCACACUGCAUCUUAAAAGUCCUCAAGCUGUCAUGGUGCAGCAUCACUCAGCGAGGUUGCAUUUCAUUGGCUGAGGCACUGAAGGUAACCACUUCCCAUCUUCAAGAGCUGGACCUGAGCUACACCUAUCUGCCGGAUGAAGGGGUUGAGAUCCUCUCGAAAGGACUGGCCAGCCCACACUGCAUCUUAAAAAUCCUUAAGCUGUCAUGGUGCGGGAUCGCAGAUACAGGAUGCAUUUCAUUGGCCAAGGCUCUCAAGUUAAACCCCUCCCAUCUUCAAGAGUUGAAUCUCGGGGCAAAUCGAAUAGAGAAAGAAGGAAAGAGGGUCUUAUUGGAGAUCAAGGAGGAUCCCAGCUAUAGCCUGAAGACUGUCGAAUUUAACGACUAGGAAUAAGAACAACGUUUGGUCCUUGGCGUCAAGAAGGGCGAGUCAUUCCAAAUGUUCAUUAUGAGAAGACGUCGAGUCUAUUUGAUCUCCUUCAGAUUUAGACCAGGUGUCGGCGCUACGGACUAAGCGGUCUCGCUCACAGAAUUCGGGGAGGUCGUCGUCGGGUUCUUUGCAGCCACAUGGAGGUGGAGUUCAGGGGGAAGGUCUACGACGUUCCCACCAAACAGCUGGCAGUUUUUUUCAUCCAUUUGUACUGGGAGGGGUUGUCCAAAAGGAUUGGACUUUGAGCACCGUCAAUGGCAGCCAAUGAGUCAAUGAGAAAUCGAUAUUUAUCGGUAUCGGAUUUGCGCGUGUGUAAAUGCUGGGUUGUGACGAACAUGACAUGCUCCUAUUUUGAAAUGUUCACCGGAAGUAUGUUCGCUAAACCGCUAACAGGAAGAUUUACACUCCGCAAAAAAAAGCUCUUUUUGUCAUUGCAUGUCGUGUCAGUAAUCUUUUUUUUCUCCUUUUUUUUUGUUUACAAAUGCUGUUAAGCAGCCAUUUUUUAUAUUUGAAGCGUCACCUUUUAAACGCAAAUUUGCGUUUUGGAGGAGAUUUCCAAUGUUUUAUAGCAGGCUAAAGUAGGUUGUCUUUUUCCCUGUCAGCCUCAAUGUAGCAAUGCUAACGUUUACAGUGUUUAAUAUAGAUGUGUUUCCUUGUUUUGUAUGUCUGAACUUUAAUUCUACGGCGUGUGGAUGACCAAUAAAAAUCUGUGAAAAGAACUGCAGGCAUGAAAAUGGGUCA
Messenger RNA from Corythoichthys intestinalis (scribbled pipefish), 8205 nucleotides. RefSeq lists its product as uncharacterized. The transcript has 23 exons. Lineage: Eukaryota; Metazoa; Chordata; Actinopteri; Syngnathiformes; Syngnathidae. Bases 637 to 7422 code for a protein of 2261 amino acids. Gene Ontology annotation, molecular function: protein binding. The record is from RefSeq and is a predicted model, not a curated record. Gene Ontology annotation, biological process: intracellular signal transduction.